AGGGAGGGAGGGGCGCCCCCCAGUGCCAGUCAAGACUCUGCAGCGGCCAAUCGGGAGCUAGGAAGAAGGUGACGUCAUCCAGGCCCCGCCUCCUUUGCAGCCGCCGCCAUUUUAGGAAGAAGAGGGGUGCGGCCGAGGCGAGCGGAGAGGGACGAGAAAAUGAGGAUUCUGUGAAGCCAACUCUUGGGUGCAGUAAGAAAAACAACAAUAUAGAAAGAAGAAAUCUGCUCAAGGUUGAUGAUCUUGCUGAAUUCUUGACCUCACUUCCAGAUAGGAAAGGAAAAAGGAAGAGUCAACUAUCAGUAUUGCAAUUAAACACCCAGAUCACUGUUGACGUAAAGGAGAAAGCAUCUAAAUGGCUGAAACAUGCAAAGAGUUUUUCUCAAGGGAUUGUCUUCAGCAAAAUGAAAGGAGUCACACUGGGGAGAAGCUCUAUGAAUGCCUGUGCGGAAUGAGUUUCACUUGGGGGGAUACUCUGCCGCAACAUGCAAGGACUCACACUGGGGAGAGGCCCUAUGAAUGCCUGGAGUGUGGAAUGAGUUUUAUUUGGGGGGAUUUUCUGCAGCAACAUGAAAGGACUCGCACUGGGGAGAAGCCCUAUGAAUGCCUGGAGUGUGGGAAAAGUUUCACUCAAACUUCAGAUCUACGUAAACAUCAAAGGACUCACACUGGGGAGAAACCCUAUAUAUGUCUGGAGUGUGGAAAGAGCUUCACUAAUAUUUCAAAUCUGUAUUUACAUCAAAGGACUCACACUGGGGAGAAACCCUUUAAAUGCCUGGAGUGUGGACAGAGCUUCACUCAUAGUUCAGGGCUACGCUCACAUCAAAGGACUCACACUGGAGAGAAACCAUAUAAAUGCUUGGAGUGUGGACAGAACUUCACUCAUAGUUCUGGUCUACGUUCACAUCAAAGGACUCACACUGGGGAGAAGCCCUAUGAAUGCCUGGAGUGUGGAAAUAGCUUCACUGUUAGUUCUGCUCUACGUUCACAUCAAAGAACUCACGCUGGGGAGAAACCCUAUACAUGCCUGGAGUGUGGAAAGAGCUUCACUGCUAGUUCAGCUCUACGUUCACAUCAAAGAACGCACACUGGGGAGAAACCCUAUACAUGCUUGGAGUGUGGAAAGAGCUUCACUAUUAGUUCAGCUCUACGUUCACAUCAAAGAACGCACACUGGGGAGAAACCCUAUACAUGCCUGGAGUGUGGGAAGAGCUUCACUGUUAGUUCAGCUCUACGUAAACAUCAAAGGAGUCACACUGGGGAGAAACCCUAUGAAUGCCUGGAGUGUGGACAGAGCUUCACUCAUAGUUCAGGGCUACGUUUACAUCAAAGGAGUCACACUGGGGAGAAACCCUAUGAAUGCUUGGAGUGUGGGAACAGUUUCUCUGAUAGUUCGGGUCUUCGUAGACAUCAAAGGACACACACUGGGGAGAAACCCUUCACGUGCCUGGAUUGUGGGCAGAGAUUUUCCCGGCGUUCAACUCUAUAUGCACAUCAAAGGACUCACACUGGGGAGAAACCCCAUAAAUGCCUGGAGUGUGGACAGAGCUUCACUCAGCUUGCAUAUUUAUAUAGUCAUCAAAGAACUCACACUGGGGAGAAAUCCUUUAUGUGCCCAGAUUGCGGUCAGACAUUCACCCACAGUUCAGGUCUACGUGCACAUCAAAGGACUCAUACUGGGGAGAAACCCUACACAUGCCUGGAGUGUGGAAAGAGCUUUCCUCAGAGUGCAAAGCUACGUUUACAUCAAAGGACUCACACUGGGGAGAAGCCCUAUACAUGCCUCAUUUGUGGAAAGACUUUCACUCAGAGUUCAAAUCUACACAGACAUCAAAGGACUCACACUGGUGCUGCCUUGUAGACCUGGCCACAAGGGCUGGGCCAGGAGGUGGGCGGAACCAGAAGGGGCAGGCCCGGGCCCGAAGGGGCGGGACCAGAUGGGUUGUGGAUUGGAGAGGGCAGGGUCCCGGUAGGAAAGGUUGGAGGUGGAUGGGAAGGGGCAGGGUCAUGGCGGGAAGGGACGGUGUGGGUGGAGGAGGAGGAGGUACACAUUGCUGGUGAGCGUUCUCACUAGUGCCGUGAUUCUCCCCUGGGGCUCCUCUCAGUCUGGGGAAGGCGGGCCAUCUACCCAUGACUCAGAGAAGGAGAAACAUGUUGCUGCUGAGAGUGCUCUCUCCAGCGAUGUGUAGCUCCCCUGAUUCUCCUCUAAGUCUGGGGAAGGCGGGCUACUUUCCCGAGGCGCCAAGGAGAAGAAGAAACUCUCUUCUUCUUGGCGAGCGCUCUUAGGAGAGUUUUCGGCAGGGGUGCGUACCACUCCUCUGUUACGUCAGCUCCACUGGCUGCCGAUCUGCUACCGAGCACAAUUCAAAGUGCUGGCUUUAGCCUAUAAAGCGCUAAACGGUUCCGGCCCAGCUUACUUGUCCGAACGUGCCUCCCGCUAUGUCCCAUCACGGAAUUUGAGAUCUUCCGGGGAGGCCCUGCUCUCAGUCCCGCCAGCCUCACAGGUGCGGCUGGCGGAGAUGAGGGACAGGGCCUUUUCAGUGGUGGCCCCCCGCCUAUGGAACGCCCUCCCAAACGCAAUUAGGGAAGCUCCCUCCCUCCUGUCUUUCCGAAAAAGAACAAAAACGUGGUUAUGGGAGCAGGCAUUUGAGCAUGAGUAGCAGCAGAAUUGCAGUAUGAAUAUAUGACUCAUUGACAGACCCCCACCUGGACAUGAAAAAUGCGCCUGAAAUGUAUAUUUAGAUGUAUAAUUAUGCAGGUUUUUAAUUUAUAUUUUAAUUUUUAUUGUAAUUUUUUAAUCUUGGAAGACUUUUAAUCUGAUGUAAACUGUGUUUCUGAUGUAUAUUGUAAGCCGCCCUGAGUCCCCUGAUGGGUGAGAAGGGUGGGGUAGAAAUUAUGUAAUAAUAAUAAUAAUAAUAAUAAUAAUAAUAAUAAUAAUAAUAAUAAUAAAUGUAAAGUUGAAUACAGACAGGCUCUGACUUUUGGCCCAAUGCUACUGGCCCUGUUGUAAUGGUCACACAGUGUUUUACUGUUUUAAUUGGGUAUGAUAUUGGUUUUUAGGUGUGUUUUACGAUUUGUUGUCGAAGGCUUUCAUGGCCGGGAUCACAGUGUUGUAUGUUUUCCGGGCUGUAUGGCCAUGUUCCAGAAGUAUUCUCUCCUGACGUUUCGCCCACAUAUAUGGCAGGCAUUCUCAGAGGUUGUGAGGUAUGGAGAAACUAAGCAAGGAAGGUUUAUAUAUAUCUGUGGAAAGUCCAGGGUGAAAGAAGAACUCUUGUCAGUUGGAGGCCAGCGUGAAUGUUGCAGUUAAUCACCCUAAUUAGCAAUGAAUAGCUUCAUCUCCUGAUGUGUGAAUGUUGUAAUUAAUCACUUUAAUUAGCAUUAAUGGCCUUGCCAGAUUCAAGGCCUGGCUUCUUCCUGCCUGGGGGAAUCUUUUGUUCAGAGGAGUUAGUUGGCCCUGAUUGUUUCCUGCCUGGAAUUCCUCUGUUUUCAAAGUCCUUAUUUACUGUCCUGAUUUUAGAGUUUUUCAAUACUGGGAGCCAGAUUUUGUUCAUGCUCAUGGUUUCCUCCUUUCUGUUGAAAUUGUCCACAUGCUUCUUGUGGAUUUCAGUGGCUUCUCUGUGUUGCCUGACAUGGCGGUUGUGAGAGUGGUCCAGCAUCUCUGUGUUCUCUGAUAAUAAUAUUCUGUAUCCAGGUUGGUUCCUCAGCGGUCACUCAUGGUUAUUGUAUUUAUAAGGUUUUAUUUUGUUUAAAAUGUGUUUAUUCUGCUGCUUAUGUAAUGUACUUACUUUACUCAAGGGCUCUGCUAUGGCUGACUUCUCUAGCUGAGUGAGUCUGCAGUGCCUUUCAUGUUCCUUGAUUCACGUUCGGGCAAUGCUGCUGCGUUUGGGGUCCCUAUGGAGACUUCUUGUCCACAGCUGCAUGGUAUGCGACAGAUUCCUGCUGAUGUGAGAGGAUCCCUCUUGGGCUUCACUGAACGGAGCAUUGGUGGGAUUUUCUGGUUCUGUAGAUAGUUUGUAGGUUGUGUUUCUGGGCAAGAUGAUGAAGAGACACAGCCAUACAUCAAGGGACCCACUGGCUGCAUUGGGAAGCUGAGGAAGAAAAGCAACCUACAAACUAUCUACAAACCACUAAGAACAUCCAACAAAUGCUCCUUUCAGCAAAGGACAAGAGGGAUCCUCUCCCCUCUGCAGGAGUCUACCGUAUACCAUGCAACUGUGGACAAGUCUACAGAGGGACCACCAAACGCAGAAAUGCCCAAUCGCAAAUCAAGGAACACGAAAGGCACUGCAGACUCACUCAACCAGAGAAGUCAGCCAUAGCAGAGCACUUGAUGAACCAGCCUGGACACAGAAUAUUAUUAUUAUUGGAGAACACAGAGAUGCUGGACCACUCUAACAACUAUCAUGUCAGAUUACACAGAGAAGCCAUUGAAAUCCCCAAGCAUGUGGACAAUUUCAACAGAGUUGUUGUAUGUUUUCCGGGCUGUAUGGCCAUAUUCUAGAAGUAUUCUCUCCUGAUGUUUCGCCCACAUCUAUGGCAGGCAUCCUCAGAGGUUUUGAGGUAUGGAGAAACUGAACAGAAAGGAGGAAACCAUGAAAAUGAACAAAAUCUGGCUACCAGUAUUAAAAAAAACCCUCUAAAAUCAGAACAAUAAAUAAGGAACAACACGCUAAAAAAAGAGGAAUUCCAGGCAGGAAACAAACAGGGGCAGAUAAUGACUCUGAACAAAGGAUUCCCCCAAGCAGGAAGAAACCAGGAGAUGAAGCUAUUCAAUGCUAAUUAAGGCAAUUAAUUACAGUAUUCACACUGGCUUCCAACUGACAAGUGUUCUUCUCCCACCCUGGACCUUCAACAGAUAUAUAAACCUUCCUUUCUUAGUUUUCCCCAUAUAGGGUUGUUGCAUGUUUUUAGCCCGAAAAACAUGCAACGGCCUUGUGAUCCUGGCCAUGAAAGCCUUCGACAACACCCAUAUACCUCACAACCUCUGAGGAUACUUGCCAUACAUGUGGGUGAAACGUUAGGAGAUAAUACUUCUGGAACAUGGCCAUACAGCCCGGAAAACACAACAACCUUGUUUCUUUCCCGUUUGUCAUUUUCCUCCUCUGGGCUUGUCACCUCUGCUCCUGUGCCUCUGUCUUUCUGUUUAUAAACAUGCUUUUAUUUUC
Messenger RNA from Anolis carolinensis (green anole), 5165 nucleotides. RefSeq names its product zinc finger protein 709. The transcript is spliced from 2 exons. Bases 356 to 1861 code for a protein of 501 amino acids. Lineage: Eukaryota; Metazoa; Chordata; Lepidosauria; Squamata; Anolidae. Gene Ontology annotation, molecular function: DNA-binding transcription factor activity, RNA polymerase II-specific; RNA polymerase II cis-regulatory region sequence-specific DNA binding. Gene Ontology annotation, cellular component: transcription regulator complex; chromatin; PcG protein complex. The record is from RefSeq and is a predicted model, not a curated record. Gene Ontology annotation, biological process: regulation of transcription by RNA polymerase II.